This is a messenger RNA of Paramuricea clavata, 507 nucleotides long. The record is from the annotation of a GenBank genome assembly. NCBI's taxonomy places the organism in Eukaryota, Metazoa, Cnidaria, Anthozoa, Malacalcyonacea, Plexauridae.
AUGCACCUAACAUCAGCCCCACCUCGCCUGCAACGGAUGUUGUUGCGCCUACAGCCGUACAGCCUUACAAUCAAGUACCGUCAAGGAGCAGAUAUGGAAAUCGCAGAUGCCCUAUCAAGACUUUCGCCCCAGGAAACAGAGCCCAUCUCUGUCAUGGAUAUCCAAAUACACGAAAUCUGUACACAAUUCAGUAGUGGGAUUUUGCAGGAGAUCCGCGUGGCAAGUGCAACAGAUCCGGAGCUUAAAGAAUUAAAUUAUGUGGUUUACAAUGGAUGGCCAACGAACAUAAAGCAGGUCCCAAAAAUCCUCAAACCCUAUUGGACCUUUCGUGAUGAGAUCACCACCGAAGAUGGUAUAGCAAUGAAAGGCCAACAUAUUAUCAUCCCCCAUAGUAUGCAGAGCAUGAUACUUACGAAGCUUCACGCAGGUCAUCAAGGGUCCGAAAAAACUAAAUUAAGACCUCGAACAUCGGUUUACUGGAGAGGAAUGAACAGUGACAAUGUGUGA